AUGAAGCUGCUGCUACUGUGCCUGGGGCUGACCCUGCUCUGUGCCCAUGGUCAAGAGAAGCAUGAUGUGGUGACAAGCAACUUUGAUAUGGCAAAGAUUUCCGGGGAGUGGUAUACUGUUCUCUUGGCUGCAGACUCGAUGGAAAAGAUAGAAGAAAAUGGUAGCUUCAGAUCGUUUAUCGAAUACAUCUGGGUCUUUGAUAACUCUUCUCUGUUACUUAAGUAUAAUAAGAAGAUCAACGGAGAGUGCACUGCACUUUUUUUUGUUCCUGAUGAAAAAGAAGAGAAGGGUGUAUAUGAUGUUCCCUAUGAUGGACAGAAUAGCAUACAAAUAGCUGAAGCAGUUUACGAUGAAUAUCUUAUUCUUUAUGUCUUGAAUUUUGAUCAUGAGAAAACAACCAAUAUUAUCGUGCUGAACGCCAGAAACCUGGAUGUGACUCCACGACUCAGGAAAGCAUUUGAGAAAAAUUGUGAAAAGUAUGGAAUCCCAACAGAAAAUAUAGUGGAUGUGAGCAAUGCUGACCCCUGUAUCCAGACCCGAGGGAACCAUGGAUCCCAGAGCUCCAGCACCUGCUGUAAGAAAGAGCCAGGUGUCCUGAAGCUGAGACUGAGUUGGCACUAA
Artibeus jamaicensis (Jamaican fruit-eating bat) is the source of this 621-nucleotide messenger RNA. RefSeq names its product allergen Fel d 4-like. The record is from RefSeq and is a predicted model, not a curated record. Lineage: Eukaryota; Metazoa; Chordata; Mammalia; Chiroptera; Phyllostomidae. The coding region runs from base 1 to 621 and encodes 206 amino acids. The transcript is spliced from 7 exons. Gene Ontology annotation, molecular function: odorant binding; small molecule binding.